Molecule: messenger RNA, 567 nt
Organism: Lathyrus sativus (Indian pea)
Lineage: Eukaryota; Viridiplantae; Streptophyta; Magnoliopsida; Fabales; Fabaceae
Source: the annotation of a GenBank genome assembly
AUGAAAUCCUCUUCCAAUUCCAAUCCUAACUUCUUCUACCACAAUGACCAUACUACCCCUCCUCAACCCACAAAUUCCAUUCAGCUCCCUCCCCAAUCCCAAUCCAACGCCGCCCUCACCAUCCAAUCCACGUACCGAUCCCACCGUAUCCGCACCCUCUACCGGAAAAUCUCCACCGUCGACUCCGAAGCCGACCACCUCCAACGCCUAAUCCAGCUUCAAGACACAGUAGACUUAAUCCGCAACAACCACUUGGAAAAACUAAAAAUGAACGAAGCACUCAUGAAUCUACUUCUCAAGCUCGAUUCCGUUCCCGGAAUCGAUCCAGCCGUGAGAGAAGCCAGGAGAAAAGUCACCCGUCGGAUCGUGGGUUUACAAGAGAUACUCGACUCUGUUUCGGAAGCUAAAGUUGAUGAAUGCGAUUGGUGGUCGUUGAAUAAUUGGGAUCAAGUUAUUGAACAAAUGGAAGAAAGUAUUUGUAGAGAGAAAGGUGGUGAUGAUAUGGAAAAUUUUUGUGCUCAAAAUCUUGGGUUUCGUUGCUUACAAAGGUUUCUUCGCGAACCCUGA